AUGAAGAGCCUGAUAAGUCUUGCGCUGCUACCGUUAGCCAGCGCGGUGUUGACAUAUGAUUAUAUUGUGGUCGGGGGUGGCACUAGUGGCUUGGUCGUUGCCAACCGCUUGUCUGAGCUGAACAAUGUGACCGUCCUCGUUAUCGAAGCUGGAGGCUCGGUGUUCAACAACCCCAACGUGACAGACACCGGUGGUUACGGUAAAGCCUUUGGUACUGCCAUCGAUUGGGCUUAUAAGACCGUUGAACAGAAAUGGGGUGGAAGAAAGCCGCAAAUAGUGCGUGCUGGAAAGGCUUUAGGAGGUACAUCAACCAUCAACGGGAUGGUGUAUCUGCGGGCGCAGACUAGCCAGAUCGAUGCGUGGGAGAAACUCGGAAAUGAAGGUUGGAACUGGGAAAACUUGUUCCCCUAUUUCAAAAAGGGUGAGCAGUUCCAGGUUCCUACUGACUACCCGUUCUUGGAUGGAUCCGGUGUCACCUAUGAUCCUGCCUACCACGGAUAUGAUGGUCCUUUGAAGGUUGGCUGGACGUCAACGCAGUUGAAUGAUGGCCUUGCACAGGUUAUGAACACAACUUACCAGAAUAUGCCGGUGCCUGUUCCCUACAACAAAGACCCGAAUGGUGGACAGAUGAUUGGAUACUCUCUCUACCCCAAGACGGUGAACUCGGACCUUAACAUUCGCGAGGAUGCCGCAAGAGCAUACUACUACCCUUACCAAUCUCGCAAGAACCUUCACCUGUGGCUCCAUACCAACGUCAACAAGAUCACUUGGAGUGAUGGCGAUGAUGUGACCGCGGAUGGUGUUGAGAUUACCCUUUCCAAUGGCACAACUUCAACAGUCAAGGCGUCUCGCGAAGUGAUUCUUGCAGCGGGUGCAUUGAAGUCCCCACUUCUGCUCGAGUUAUCCGGCAUUGGAAACCCAGUCAUUCUAUCCAAGUACGGCAUCGAGACAAAGAUCGACCUCCCAACCGUCGGCGAAAACCUCCAAGACCAAAUGAACAACGGACUCGCCUAUGACUCAAAAAUAAACUAUACCAAAUCUGCUGAUUACGUCGCCUACCCCUCCGCUGAACAACUGUUCGCAAACGCCACUGCAGUCGGCGCCCAGCUUCUCCGCAAGCUUCCCGCAUACGCAGCCCAAGUUGCCUCAGCCAACGGAAACGUGACUCGAGCAGCCGACAUCGAGCGCUUCUUCAAAAUCCAAUGGGACCUAAUCUUUGAAUCAGGCAUUCCUGUCGCUGAAAUCCUUCUCGAACCAUCCGGCUAUACCUACGACACCGAGUACUGGGGCUCCGUUCCCUUCUCGCGAGGAAACAUCCACAUCUCAUCCGCAGACCCAACGGCCCCUGCCACUAUCGACCCGAAAUACUUCAUGCUGGACUUUGACCUUCAUGCUCAAGUUGAAGCUGCUCGGUUCAUUCGUGAGAUAUUCAAGACUGAGCCUUUCGCUGAUAUGGCGGGCAAUGAGACAAGCCCUGGGUUUUCAACUGUUGCCGUCAGUUCUGGUGAUGAGGGAUGGUCUUCAUUCCUCAAGUCUAACUUCCGCUCAAACUUCCACCCCAUUACCACGGCUGGCAUGAUGCCUAAGGAGAUUGGAGGAGUUGUUGAUACUUCAUUGAAGGUCUAUGGGACUUCCAAUGUCCGUGUUGUUGAUGCAUCGAUCAUCCCUUUCCAGGUGUGCGGACAUUUGCAAAGUACAAUUUAUGCAGUGGCAGAGCGCGCUGCCGAUAUUAUUAAGGCGCAGAUGUGA
Penicillium odoratum is the source of this 1749-nucleotide messenger RNA. Its product is annotated as GMC family oxidoreductase. The coding region runs from base 1 to 1749 and encodes 582 amino acids. The record is from RefSeq and is a predicted model, not a curated record. Gene Ontology annotation, molecular function: oxidoreductase activity, acting on CH-OH group of donors; flavin adenine dinucleotide binding. The transcript has 3 exons. NCBI's taxonomy places the organism in Eukaryota, Fungi, Ascomycota, Eurotiomycetes, Eurotiales, Aspergillaceae.